AUGAUGUCUGAUUCAUCGGUCAAACUUCAAGAAAAAGAUAUGAGGAAAAAGGGAAUGCCGUCUGUAUCUGGAACCAAAGGAGCAAGUAGUCAAACUUCAGGUGUUUAUUAUCCACCCACCAGCUGUUAUGAUUACCACUAUCCGGGAUACAGCAGCACCUAUCCUCAAUCUGAUGAAAAAGGCUAUAUAAACUCUGUAGGCAGUGCUUACACUGGUAUCCAACCGGAUAAUAAUUCAUUCCUAUAUUACCUUCCCAGCUAUGGCACAUAUACUCCUGCGUAUGGAUCAGAAUACCUUCAGCAGCCUUGUUCAUAUGGAUCAGAAACCUUCCCGUGCUAUACAUAUGAUUUAGCGUACACAAGGAAUGGUUUGACGGGCCCUGCUGCUAAACCUGGCCCAGCGAGGUCUGGGGUGGGCCCCAGUGGCUCCAGGAACUCGGAUGGAUUUACUGCUUCGAAAACUAAUAACAGUCUCAAGAGCAAAAUUUCAGAUUUGCCCUUUAAUUCAGCAACUCAACAGCCCGUCUCUCAUAGGUCAAGGUCUAUGUAUCAGAAUCCAUUUAAUGAGGUAGGAUCUACUCUCCAGUCUUCAGGCCUCAUGAGGGGAUUAAAUGGUGCUGGAAAAUUCUCAUCACUCGCAAACCAAAAUCCCGGAGUAUUUACGCAGUACAACCCAAUAAGUUAUACAUCAAAUGACAAAUUAUGGAACGACAACAAUUACAAGUACAGGUCAAAGGAAAAUACUGGGAAGUUUGUAGAAAUCAAAGCAGUAACGGAUCUUACCCGUGGCCCGAGGGGCGAAAAUAAGAUUAAUUUCACAAAUUUGCCAUCUGAGGUUGAACAACAUGCUUUUGCUCUAGAUAGGAACAAGUACAACUCGAAAGAGUUUCAGACCGAUUAUGAUAAUGCAAAGUUCUAUGUGAUCAAGUCCUAUAGCGAAGAUGAUAUUCACAAGUGCAUCAAGUACGAUGUUUGGUCGAGUACGCCAAAUGGCAAUAAGAAACUGCACGAUGCAUUUUGUGAAGCGGAUGCUAAAGUGAAAGAGACUGGUGUACGAUGUCCAGUCUUCCUAUUUUUUUCGGUUAAUGGGAGCGGACAGUUUGUGGGCGUUGCCGAGAUGACUGGGCAGGUUAAUUUCAGCAAAAAUAUGGACUUUUGGCAGCUUGAUAAAUGGAAUGGUUUCUUUCCUAUAAAAUGGCAUGUAAUUAAAGAUGUCCCGAACACACUGUUACGACACAUUACCCUUGAGAACAACGAUAACAGGCCCGUCACUUAUAGCCGGGACACUCAGGAGAUUGGAUUGAAACAGGGGUUAGAGAUGCUGAGCAUUUUCAAGAAUUACACUGAAAGAACAUGUGUGCUUGAUGAUUUUGAAUUUUACGAAAACCGCGAGAAGGCCCUCAAAGCGAAAAGAGAGGCCCGACUGGAUUCGCAAACAAAUGGUUUGAAAAAUGGCGAUCAUGAGAAAGAAGGGGAAAAGUCGGGCGAGGCCAACAAGACGGGCGUUUCAUCUUUGGUCUCUCUAACAGAGAACCUGUCUCUUAAUAAUUCCGAACAAGCGAAGAGCAUUGUGUGA
Striga hermonthica is the source of this 1575-nucleotide messenger RNA. The record is from the annotation of a GenBank genome assembly. Lineage: Eukaryota; Viridiplantae; Streptophyta; Magnoliopsida; Lamiales; Orobanchaceae.